AUGUCUCAACAACAGACAAAAAAUUGUAUAACGCUGCGGGGCUCAGCACAAAUUAUAUGUGAAUAUUUAAAGUUCGCUAUAAAUUCGGUAUUGUUCCAAAGAGGUUUGUAUCCACCGGAAACGUUUAAAGCUGCGCAACAAUACGGUAUCACCUUACUUCUGUCUGAAGAUCCACAAAUUAAGGCUUUUCUUAAUAAUCUGUUGUCGCAAAGUGAAGAAUGGAUUUUAAAUAAAAAAGUAAGUAAACUCUCCUUAAUAAUAUUAAAUGUAGCAAACAAAGAAAUAUUAGAAUGUUGGGAUUUCAACGUCCAGUAUGAAGAUGGUGACGCAGCUUUAACCAAAGAGAAAAACGAAACCGUCGGUAGUAAAGAAUUAAAGAAAAUACAACAGGAAAUUAGAGAUGUAAUGUUACAAGUCGCUGCAACUAUAUCUUACCUACCGUUCUUAGAUUGUCGGUGUUCGUUUGACGUUCUAGUACAUGCUAAGAUGAGCUGCGAUAUUCCAGAGAAAUGGGCAGAGGCCGAGCCAGUAGCAAUAGCAAAUGCUCAAAAUGUACAAUUAAAAAGUUUUUCAACCAGCCUUCAUAAAAUGGAAACUGUCGUUAGUUAUAAACUUGCAGAUUAG
This is a messenger RNA of Melitaea cinxia (Glanville fritillary), 624 nucleotides long. RefSeq names its product mitotic spindle assembly checkpoint protein MAD2A (gene mad2). Gene Ontology annotation, cellular component: kinetochore; cytoplasm; nucleoplasm. NCBI's taxonomy places the organism in Eukaryota, Metazoa, Arthropoda, Insecta, Lepidoptera, Nymphalidae. The transcript has 3 exons. The record is from RefSeq and is a predicted model, not a curated record. Gene Ontology annotation, biological process: mitotic spindle assembly checkpoint signaling. The coding region runs from base 1 to 624 and encodes 207 amino acids.